Lynx canadensis (Canada lynx) is the source of this 772-nucleotide messenger RNA. RefSeq names its product heat shock transcription factor family, X-linked member 3 (gene HSFX3). Lineage: Eukaryota; Metazoa; Chordata; Mammalia; Carnivora; Felidae. The record is from RefSeq and is a predicted model, not a curated record. The annotation marks the transcript as partial. The transcript has a single exon.
AAUGAUGAAUCUCGCAUCUCGUUUCAGAUUUACCGCAACGCCAACUUUCAGAGAGACAAGCCUUUCCUGCUCGGGAACAUUCAGAGGAAAAGUGACCUGAGAGUCACCACCACCUGGCUAGGCACCAGUGCACCAACUCCAAAGAGAAAGAAGCCGGUGGCAGCAACAAGACAGUCCCCACGAAUCCAUCACGAGGAACCCGCCAACGACGACAAGACGGUCCUCGGCGCAGCCCCAAAUGCUCAGGGUCCCAGUGGCAGCCAGUCCUUCGCCUUCUCUGGCAUUUGGUCUCUGAGCAGCGCAGCCGGGUAUGCCAUGGCAACUCAUGGCCCGAGUGAGCCAGGUGGCCUGAGUGGGGAGGGCACCUCCAGGAACAUGAUGUUUGUGCCCCUGGCUACUGCCAGAAGGGAUGACACAGGGGAACUGCCCAUCAGCCCCCCAGUUUACCCCGACUAUGGUACGGUGAUGUCUCUGUAUAACACCUGUUAUUCCAUCCUGCUGGCAGCCCUGUCAGUCAUGUCCCAAAUGAGGCCCCCAGUGAGAACGAGGAGCAGGAGGGCUCCUCAGAUUACAAGUGUGCCCUCUGUGAACAUUUCAAGGAAAAUCCGGGUCCCUAGGCUCACAGGCCACUGAUGACAGCUAAAAACUCACCACUGUAACCGUCAAUGUAUUUUCGGCUUUAAUGGAAACAAACACAACUCCGCGGGAGUAAAUAAACAGUCUGACUAGAACGGCGAAUCUGUGUUCUUUCUCACGUAUGAUGCUACACACA